Molecule: messenger RNA, 1699 nt
Organism: Eucalyptus grandis
Lineage: Eukaryota; Viridiplantae; Streptophyta; Magnoliopsida; Myrtales; Myrtaceae
Product: bidirectional sugar transporter SWEET2
Exons: 7
Coding region: 475-1179 (234 amino acids)
Biological process (GO): carbohydrate transport
Cellular component (GO): membrane
Molecular function (GO): sugar transmembrane transporter activity
Source: RefSeq, a predicted model, not a curated record
AGAAAUCACAGAACAUGAUCAUUCAGCUACUCGGGAGGGAACCCCAUUGAAGCAUCUGAAGAAAGCCCUACUGCCUUUGAUCAAUCGAGGCAGACGUCGUCGUCAUCUUCUUCCUUAUCCUGUCUGCCUGAUGGAGUUGUAGUAUAGGUGUAGGGGUCAAUUGAUGUGGAAAAAAAUAUCUUAUCAUUGAUUGAUGGAUUCGAUGAGAAUGGUGUUACAGCCUCUUUGUUCUUGAAAAGGACAAGAUCAAGCAUGGCGACAAGAUGGGGGGAGCUAUUAUUGAAAACGCCUAUAUUUUAAUCCCCCUCCACUAACCCACCAAAGGCAUAUUCUUCAGCAUAAAAGGGCUCUUCAUUUUCUUGCAGAAAGGCUCCGGCUUGAAUGAUCCCAACCGAGGAAACCUUGCAAGGUUCAUGGGCGUCGAAGGAGCGAUGACUCCCGUGCAUUUGUAUUUCGUCUCCAGAAUCUGCAAAGAUGCUGCUGGGGCAGCUGCAAUAUGUUGCGAUAGAGCCUGAUCAAUGCAGUGUUGCAGGAAAUAUCUUUGCUAUUGGCCUCUUCGUGUCCCCAAUACCUACAUUCAAAAGAAUUGUCAGAAACAAAUCUACGGAACAUUUCUCUGGCUUGCCAUACAUAUAUGCCCUCCUAAAUUGCUUGAUUUGCAUGUGGUAUGGGUCGCCCUUUGUAUCAGACGAUAAUCUCCUGGUUAUGACAGUCAAUUCAGCGGGUGCGGUGUUUCAGUUUGUUUACAUAAUUCUCUUCAUAACAUUUGCUGACAGAGCAAACAAGGUGAGGAUGACAGGAUUUCUCCUAGCAAUUAUUGGUGCUUUUGCAGUCGUAGUUGCUGGAAGUUUGCAAAUACCUGAACCUGCCCUGCGAAGGAUUACUGUGGGGUCAUUGAGUGGUGCUUCGCUCAUAUCAAUGUUUGCUUCUCCGCUUUUUGCAAUUAAUUUGGUGAUCCGUACGAAGAGUGUCGAAUUCAUGCCCUUCUAUCUCUCUCUUUCCACAUUCCUGAUGAGCACGUCUUUCCUUCUUUAUGGAUUGUUUAAUGAUGAUGUCUUCAUUUAUGUUCCAAAUGGGAUUGGAACUGUCCUGGGUAUCACACAAUUGGUAUUGUACUUCUACUUUAAGCGUAGACCUAAAGAUAAGUUGAAGGAACCUUUGGUGGAACCAAUUGCAUGAGCAUUAUCGCUUCAAAAAGGACUUGCGCAGAAGUAGUGUAUAAGGUGGGUCUCAGCGCCCAAGGUAACUGGCUAAUUCACUGCUGGUGAAUUCUGCUAGAGAAUGCAGUGCCGAUCCAGACUGAUGCUGUUAAAUUGUAUUGCCCUGUGGCACGGCUCAACUAUAAUUAGAACUGCGUCCGUAUUGGCAAUGGAAUAUGAAAUAAAUAAAAAGUUGCCAAAGUGACGGAAGAAAAUUAACAGGGCAAUCCCGCCUGGAAAAGAUUCAAUGAAGAAAGAUAGCCCAGCAGCAUUCAAUUAUCUUCCACUGGUCAGAUGAGAAUAGGGCUUCCGUGAGAAGACACUGUGUAGCAUAUCCAUGGAGCUCAUUCAGGCACUUUCUUCUAGAAUUAGAUGUUCUGGAGGAAUAUAAGCCAGUGAAUGACUCAAAAGUGCUUCAGGAAAGUUCUUAUUCUGAUCAAAAUUGUUUCUCUUGAAAUGCUUCAAAUGAAUGAGGUCCAACACCUCCACUCAUUUCGUUA